CCAGCAGCGCGCCGCCUCCGCCGCCUCCGCCGCCGAGACCUCGCCCGACUCUUCGGUCUACGAGCCCGCCAGUCCGGGGCACGAUCUCUUCUCUGCACAGUACGGGUUCGGGGCGAGCGAGUUGAGUUUCAACUCACAUUACAACUUCAGCCCACGACCAGGAGGUGCGAGCAGCGCCGGCCUCGACGUGUCGUCAGCUGAUUCUACGACUUACGACCAUCAUAACAGGUCGUGCAUGGAUGGCCCCCCUCUGGACCCUGGGGGGGACUCAUCCCCCCCCUCCUCGUCCCCCUUCUCCCCCUGCCGGGGGGACCGUCAGUGGAAGACGUCCGAGGCCGUGCCCGCGGCCUGGCAAUACCGCAAGGCAGUGGGGGGAUUGAGAAGUCCCCCCCUGGUGGGGGGCAGCUGCUCCCCCCCGGACGUGCCUUUGCAGGGGGGGAGCCUGAGCCACGACAUGGAGGUGCUCAUCAAGCAGGAGGUGGACGGGCUGGACGUGGGGGGCCUGCAGUCCCCACACGUCACGGGGGACGAGGGGGACGAUGGUGCCUCGUCAGACCUGCUGGGGUCAGUGGACAGCACGACGGUAUUACCCUUCCUGUCAUCGGGGGAUGGCUCCCCCCAGCCCAACGCCCCCCUGGUCCCCCACCAGUACCAGGGGGGUGACCUGCAUGACUUCCACCCCCACCACCUCCCCCAGCACCACCAGCACCUCCAGCACCACCAGCACCACCACCAGCAGCACCAGCAGCAGUUGGUGCAGCGGGAGUUCACCAACAACAUCCCUGGCUUCAUCCACAUGACCAACCAGGAGCAAGCCAUCCGCACCUCCGCCAUGUUGUAUGAGGACAUCAUAGCGGGCUAUGAGACAGACGAAGUAAGCAACGUGUUGGCUCGUCUCCUCGGCAGCGCCAUGCGGGAGAGCGUCGAGACGCUGGGGCGCCGGGCACCGCUGCAAGACAACGCUAACUACUUCGCUAAAAUGAGACACGAGGACGUGUGGAUGGACACGGCGCGGACGCUGGCGGACGUCAUGCAACUUAUCAUCGAAUUUGCGAAACUCGUUCCGGGCUUUAGGAAGUUCCCGCAGGCGGACCAGAUCAACCUGCUCAAGUGUGGCGGAGGCUUCGAGAUCGCGCUGGUAUGGAUGAGCCGCAACUAUGACCUGCAGAAGGACUGCGUGCUGUACAACAACUGCUACGUGCCCGCCUCCAGCUUCGCGACCAAGGACAAGCUCGAGGAGGCCCUCGUCAAGGAUGUGUACCAGUUCGGCCACACGCUGGCCCAGCUCAAGCUCUGUGAGAAGGAACUGGGGCUCUUCGCGGCCAUUGUGCUGCUGCAGGCUGGUAAAUAUGUGUGA
This is a messenger RNA of Hyalella azteca, 1357 nucleotides long. RefSeq names its product probable nuclear hormone receptor HR3. The transcript has 8 exons. Gene Ontology annotation, biological process: regulation of transcription by RNA polymerase II. The coding region runs from base 236 to 1357 and encodes 373 amino acids. Lineage: Eukaryota; Metazoa; Arthropoda; Malacostraca; Amphipoda; Hyalellidae. The record is from RefSeq and is a predicted model, not a curated record. Gene Ontology annotation, molecular function: nuclear receptor activity; RNA polymerase II cis-regulatory region sequence-specific DNA binding. Gene Ontology annotation, cellular component: nucleus.